Durusdinium trenchii is the source of this 1089-nucleotide messenger RNA. The record is from the annotation of a GenBank genome assembly. NCBI's taxonomy places the organism in Eukaryota, Dinophyceae, Suessiales, Symbiodiniaceae.
AUGCAGACCGGCACCGUGAAGUCCUACAACGCGCACAAGGGAUGGGGCUUCGUGGAGUGCAAUGGCCAAGAUAGCUUCCUUUACAAGAAGGAACUCAAAGGCCAGUGCCCAACAGCUGGUGAUCAGGUGUCCUUCAUGGUGGGAACUUCUGAGAAGGGUACCAUAGCAACGGACGUCAAAGUCCUGGUCCCAGCAGAAGAGGCCUUCUACUUCGGAGAGAUCAAGCGCUUCAACCCGGUGAAGGGCUACGGCUUCAUCUCCUGUGAGGCUUUCCCCGACCAGGACGUCUUUGUGCUGAAGAGCGAGCUGCCCCAAGGGUUUGGGCCGGAGGGUGGGCAUUGCAAGUUCCGGGUGGUCAAGGAGGAGAAGGGCCCAGCGGCCAAGCAGCUCCUCGGCGCCGAGACAGCUCGCUGGGGCUUUAUUGAGUGCAAUGGACAGGACACCUUUGUGAACAAGAAGGAUUUGAAGGGCCAUUGCCCAUCCAAAGGACACCAGGUGAAGUUCGAGAUUUCUCAGACGGAGAAAGGUGCGCAAGCCACCAAUGUAGAGGUCCUAGUCUCAGAUGAAGAGAAAGCAUACUUCGGGGAGAUCAAGAGCUUCAAUCCGUCCAAAGGCUAUGGCUUCAUCUCGUGCGAGGCUUUUCCGGACAAGGACAUUUUCGUGCUGAAGUCCGAGCUGCCCGGUGGCUUUGGGCCACAGGGCGGGCUUUGCAAGUUCAAGGUGAGCCACGAAGACAAGGGGCCCUCAGCCAAGGAGGUGACUUUGUUGGGCUCUGCUGGCAACCAAGUCCAGCAGAUGAAAGCCAUGGGCUAUGGAUACUAUGGCAAGGGGGACUGGGGUAGCUCGGGGGGUUGGGGGAAGGGAUGGGGCGGCAAGGGCGACUCCUGGGGAGGCAAGGGCUGGGGAGGUUACGACAUGUCAUGGGGCGUGCCCAUGCAGAUGCCCAUCCCAUGGGGGAAGGGCUACGGGAAAUCCUACGGCUGGUAGAUGGCCAGACCUGUUCCGCCCGUUCGCGCCUCUGCAGGGAGCCGCAAGAAAGCCGUCUACUUUUGCCCCCGCCGGACGUCCGGGCCGAGAAGAGGAGAGAGG